GGUGGAGGACUAUCACUCUUGACUAGCUCUACAACACAUUCUGCCUCAGAGAACAUCUAAACAUGAAUGCUGUGAUGGAUACAGUGCAUGGGUUCGGGGUGAGUAGCACCCAAUACCUGCAGACCCAUUACAAAGACGCCCAAGGAUGGUUUCUUUUCGUCUCCUUCGCGGCAGAUCUGAGGAACACCUUCUUCAUCUUCUUUCCCAUCUGGUUCCAUCUGAAAGAAUCAGUCGGCAUCAAGCUUAUUUGGGUGGCUGUGAUAGGAGAUUGGCUCAAUUUGGUAUUUAAAUGGAUCCUGUUUGGAGAACGUCCAUACUGGUGGGUCCACGAGACUUCCUACUACAUCAACAGCUCAGCGCCUCAUAUUGAGCAGUAUCCCAUGACCUGUGAGACUGGCCCAGGCAGUCCAUCUGGUCACGCUAUGGGCGCCGCUGGUGUUUAUUACGCAUUGGUGACCUCCAUCCUCGCCAUAAUGCUGAGCAAAGAGAAGAAAUCAUCGUCCAAGAGCCUAUACUUACGUGGUUCACUUUGGACACUCUUCUGGACGGUCCAGGUCUGUGUAUGCCUCUCUCGAGUCUUUAUCGCUGCUCAUUUCCCCCAUCAAGUUUUUGCAGGCGUUAUUUCAGGCAUGAUUGUUGCCGAGGCCUUCAACAGACAGAAAUGGAUCUAUAGUGCCAGUCUAAAGAAUUACUUCAACGUCACGCUGUUCCUGCUCUCUUUUGCGGUGGGCUUGUACGUGCUCCUGAAAGCUCUGGGUGUGGACCUGCUGUGGACCCUUGAGAAAGCCCAGAGGUGGUGUGUCAAUCCAGCCUGGGUCCAUUUGGACACCACACCGUUCGCCAGCCUGUUGAGGAACAUGGGCACCCUGUUCGGUCUGGGACUCGGCCUUCACUCCCCACUAUACACGGAAAGCAAGAAGAGCAGCAGCGCUCGCGUCAGGAUCGCCUGUAUCGUCGCCUCUCUGUUUCUGCUGCAUCUCUUCGAUUCCAUCAAGCCUCCCACACACACGGCUGCCCUCUUCUACCUGUUGUCUUUCUGCAAGAGCGCCACCGUUCCCCUCGCCACUGUCAGUAUCAUCCCGUACUGCGUGUCCGGAAGCCUCGGUUUACAAAGCAAGAAGCAGCUUUAAGCUGGGAAAGAACUGUACAAGACUGUAAGCAACUGCCCAACUAUUUACAGUAUUUCAGACUAGCACAUUUUCCAUACUUCAUCCAAUCAGUCGAAGGAACGCUGCCUGAUGAACAACUUGCCUGUGUUUUCUAACUAGGGGAUGCAGAUAACUAGAGUUUAAUUUAAGCACUGUUAUAGUGCAUGUAUUGUUUAUGGUGAUGUGAUGUGUGAGAUGAAGAAUUUUAGAAUUUUGAAUUUUUAUAUCUUAGGGGCCGUUUAAAACGGAAAACGUUCUUAACUAAAAACGGUGAGUUGGCCGUUUAUUUAUACGACAAUGUGUUUUGGGGGAAUGAAAAAGCAAACUUUUGAAAACAGUAUUCAAAGUUUUUGAAAACAAUACCGUUAUUAUCUCCAUGUAAACUACAAAAACGCAAAUUUGUGAAAACGGUGAUGUCACGCGCAUGCGUAUAUCGUGCUUUCAGUCUAUAGGCAAGUAGUUUUUCUUUACAAAGUGACAUCGCCAACUACUGGCCUGGCAGGAGAAUACAGAGUUUUUAGUCAUUUACGUGGAUCUGUGUGAAUGGGGAUUUCACGUCUGUACGUGAAAAACGCAAAAGGAAAAACGUAAAUUGUUGUCAUGUAAACGUGCCCUUAUGCCUUUGGAUCUAGAAGAAAAGGUCUGGAAUUUGACAAAAGAAGUGUUCUUUUUUGAGAACUGAAAUAAUAAAAUAAACUACAGUAUAUAGCCUAUAUAUAUAUAUAUAGGAGGACAAAAUUUGUCCUCCCUAAGAUAUGUACUUUUUUUUUUGAUGUAUUUUCUGUAAUAUUCUAUUUUUUUGGAAAUUCUUUAGGUCAUUUUUAAUAAAAUACUCAAAAUA
Molecule: messenger RNA, 1989 nt
Organism: Megalobrama amblycephala (Wuchang bream)
Lineage: Eukaryota; Metazoa; Chordata; Actinopteri; Cypriniformes; Xenocyprididae
Gene: g6pc1a.2
Product: glucose-6-phosphatase catalytic subunit 1a, tandem duplicate 2
Exons: 5
Coding region: 63-1130 (355 amino acids)
Biological process (GO): gluconeogenesis; glucose 6-phosphate metabolic process
Cellular component (GO): membrane
Molecular function (GO): glucose-6-phosphatase activity
Source: RefSeq, a predicted model, not a curated record